Rosa chinensis is the source of this 404-nucleotide messenger RNA. RefSeq lists its product as uncharacterized. The coding region runs from base 51 to 404 and encodes 117 amino acids. NCBI's taxonomy places the organism in Eukaryota, Viridiplantae, Streptophyta, Magnoliopsida, Rosales, Rosaceae. The record is from RefSeq and is a predicted model, not a curated record. The transcript is spliced from 6 exons.
UAAUAAUUUUGUCACUCCUUCAAGCUAGAAGCGUGGCCGGAAAACUAGUCAUGGUGCCCAUCAGAGCGCUGAAGGGCCAUUCUACACCUCAGAAUGUUGGCCAAGAUUUUGCACCAUUGGCAAAGAAUGAUGGAAGCAGGAGCUUUCAAAUGAAGACAUUUGUAAAUGCCAUAGCAGUGGGAAAUUUGGUCUUCACAGACAUGGCAAAGGCUGUGACUAUGGGGAAUAUCCAGUUCAAAAGCAACAACCUUCAGUUAAUUUACUCCAACCGUCCAACGCCAAUAGAAACAAGUCUAAAACAGACCAGGCAAAAUCUCCCAUGGACAUUGAAACUAGGCCUCAUCAAAAAGAACAAUCUCCGUUGGAUCCAAAUGAAUUUAUCUGAUUAUGAAGACCGCAUAUGA